AUGAUCGUGUGUGUUUCGUGUGUUCAACAGAAGAAGAAGGGCGGUAUGGAGACUGAUGACUUCAGAGCCUGUCUGAUCUCUAUGGGAUAUGAUCUGGGUGAAGCAGAGUUUGCGCGCAUCAUGGCUCUGGUGGACCCCAAUGGUUCUGGAGUGGUGACGUUUCAGGCGUUUGUGGACUUUAUGACCCGUGAAACUGGAGAAUCGGACACGUCAGAGCAGGUCGUUGCCUCCUUCAGGAUUCUGGCCGCCGAUAAGCCGUAUAUUCUGGUGGACGAGCUGCGGCGUGAGCUUCCUCCAGAGCAGGCUGAAUACUGCAUCUCCAGGAUGCCUCCAUAUAAAGGACCUGACGCUGUUCCUGGAGCUCUGGAUUACGCUGCGUUCUCCACUGCACUGUACGGAGAGAGCGACCUCUAGAGGCCAGCGGAUAACGCUGAAAACACAUGCAUGAGAUUAGACUCCCACCAAAAGUAUUGCGGUCACGGAUUGAAUAAUAGUCUCAGUUCUGAAGUUCAAAUCAGCCUUAAAUCAGCCUUUAGGCCGAGUGAAAAUAUGUCUUGAUCCAGGAGUGCAAUACCUCAUUCAUCCACUGUGUGUCAAACUUACAUACUGCACCUUUAAAUCAAUCACAUUUAGGUCAUCAAUUAUUCGUAAUUCAUUCAAUUAUUGUUUCCAUAUUUGGACAAUUAUUCAUUAUGAGAAAUAUCUUCAUCCUGUCUAAACG
Danio rerio (zebrafish) is the source of this 721-nucleotide messenger RNA. NCBI's taxonomy places the organism in Eukaryota, Metazoa, Chordata, Actinopteri, Cypriniformes, Danionidae. The record is from RefSeq and is a predicted model, not a curated record.